GUGGCGUCAGCGACCCGGAAGCACUGGCGGCGGAGUAUGGGGCGGGGCGUGUGGGGCGGGGCCGAGGCUGCCAGCGGGCAGGAUAAUGGCAGGAAAAGUGAAAUGGGUAACCGACAUAGAGAAGUCUGUGCUGAUAAAUAACUUUGAAAAGAGAGGAUGGAUUCAGGCAGCAGAAAAUGAAGAUUGGAAUUUUUAUUGGAUGAGCAUACAAACCAUCCGAAAUGUUUUUAGUGUGGAAACUGGUUAUCGUCUUUCCGAUGACCAAAUUGUCAACCAUUUCCCAAAUCACUAUGAGCUGACCAGGAAGGACUUGAUGGUGAAGAAUAUCAAAAGAUAUAGGAAAGAACUAGAAAAAGAAGGGAGCCCUCUUGCAGAGAAGGAUGAAAAUGGAAAAUAUAUUUAUUUGGAUUUUGUGCCUGUCACCUUUAUGCUUCCUGCUGAUUACAAUCUCUUUGUUGAAGAAUUCAGAAAAAAUCCUUCCAGCACCUGGAUUAUGAAACCUUGUGGAAAAGCUCAAGGAAAGGGGAUAUUUCUUAUUAAUAAACUCUCUCAAAUUAAGAAAUGGUCUAGAGACAGCAAAACAUCUUCGUUUGUUUCUCAAUCUUCUUCUAAAGAAGCCUAUGUGAUUUCUCUCUAUAUCAACAAUCCUUUACUGAUUGGAGGGAAGAAAUUUGACCUCCGUUUGUAUGUUUUAGUGUCUACAUAUCGUCCACUCCGAUGUUACAUGUAUAAACUUGGAUUUUGCCGGUUUUGUACUGUAAAAUAUACACCAAGUACAAGUGAGCUAGAUAAUAUGUUUGUACAUCUUACAAAUGUUGCCAUUCAGAAACAUGGGGAUGACUAUAAUCACAUUCAUGGAGGCAAAUGGACAGUGAGUAACUUGCAUCUGUAUCUAGAGAGCACUCGUGGAAAGGAGGUCACUAAUAAGCUGUUCAAUGAAAUCCAUUGGAUAAUUGUACAGUCACUGAAGGCCGUUGCACCUGUAAUGAAUAAUGAUAAACACUGCUUCGAGUGCUAUGGAUAUGAUAUUAUCAUUGAUGACAAGCUUAAACCAUGGCUUAUUGAGGUCAAUGCAUCCCCUUCUCUUACCUCCAGCACAGCCAAUGAUCGCAUCCUCAAAUACAAUCUUAUUAAUGACACACUUAACAUUGCAGUGCCUAAUGGGGAAAUUCCAGAUUGUAAAUGGAAUAAAUCUCCACCAAAAGAAGCUCUUGGAAAUUAUGAAGUCUUGUAUGAUGAAGAGAUGGCACAAAGUGAUGGGCCAGACCGUGAUUUGAGAAGCCGGUCGGGGCAGUCCAUUGGAAUAAAAGGAAAUCGAGCAAGAGAUUCAGGAAAGCCUGUGCUCACCACCUGGAAGUAAUGACAAAAGUCAAUACUCAAGGCUGACUUUUAAUGAAGUUUGGAGCUGUGCCCUACUCUUGGUAGGAUAUUAUUUUGAACUGAUUCUUGGACAGAUUCUUUCUGUUUGCAUAAUGGCUGCAUAUAGAAAAUAGCAGUGCUCAAAGGGAACAAAUGCAUUUCUUCGUACAACUUGGAGAGAUCUGGACAAAACAGGCUUUGUACAAAUGCUGCAUGUAAUUAGCUAUUUUAAGAGUAAACUCAGUUUACUAUAACUAUUAUGCUGUGUGUGGUUAUGUCUAAAUAAUUACAGCAAUUUUGCUACACAUCACUCAAAGAAUUAAUAUGUGAAUGGCAUUAAACUCUUAAAAGCAUAACCACUCAGACUUCUGAGAAGCAUUAAUAUUUUUUUUUCCCCAAAAUAUGGCUGCUUUGGCUUAGUCUUCUUUUAAAGAGCCACCUUUUGCAAACUGAAAACUCAAAACAGGCAUUCUUAAACUAUUUAUUCCUGUUUUAAGAUGUGGUUUUGUUUUCUACAAAAGAAUAUCUGUUGUAAGUCAUCUCUCUCUACACUUUUUUAAAUAUAAUGCACGUUUUUUGUCCUUUCCAAUGAAUGCACAAUAAACUGGAUUUUAAGUGGUCAAGAUUUUACUGCAGGUUCUUAAAAAAAUAAUAAAAAAGAACAGUAGUGGUCA
Molecule: messenger RNA, 2033 nt
Organism: Gavialis gangeticus (Gharial)
Lineage: Eukaryota; Metazoa; Chordata; Crocodylia; Gavialidae
Gene: TTLL1
Product: tubulin tyrosine ligase like 1
Exons: 10
Coding region: 86-1360 (424 amino acids)
Biological process (GO): protein polyglutamylation; microtubule cytoskeleton organization
Cellular component (GO): cilium
Molecular function (GO): tubulin-glutamic acid ligase activity; tubulin binding
Source: RefSeq, a predicted model, not a curated record